Aspergillus glaucus CBS 516.65 is the source of this 2366-nucleotide messenger RNA. RefSeq lists its product as uncharacterized. The record is from RefSeq and is a predicted model, not a curated record. The transcript has 5 exons. Bases 1 to 1899 code for a protein of 632 amino acids. Gene Ontology annotation, molecular function: nucleic acid binding. NCBI's taxonomy places the organism in Eukaryota, Fungi, Ascomycota, Eurotiomycetes, Eurotiales, Aspergillaceae.
AUGGACGAUGUGGUUCGAACAACCACGCGCCUCCACAUCACCCCUUUCAAUCCAGACAUCCUGUCUGCCGUGCUGCCUCCCUCCGUGCAACCGACUGCUACGGAAAUCUCAUUCCAUACCCUACCAACCUUCCCCGAGAAAAAUUACGGCUACGUGACCCUGCCAACAAUGGAAGCGGAGAAGAUCAAGAAGAAGCUUCACGGGUCUAUCCUGAAAGGCAAAAAGUUCAAGGUGGAAACUGCGCGACCGCAGAAGGAAAAGGAAUUGGAACCAAACGAGUCGGAUUCCGGUGCAGAAUGUUCGAGCAAGAAAAAGAAGAGUUCGAAGAAACGAAAGGCCGGUGAAGAUGUCCUAGAUGGCCACGAACUACCGUCGGAUCGCAAAGUCAAACGAGGAUGGACCGAGUCGACAGAUGCCAAGGCGGAUAGGCGGAAGGAGGAAAAGAAACAAAGAAAGGAGGAGAAAAAGGCAAAGGCGCAAGCCAAAUCCAAGUACACGGAGAAGGAAGAGUGCCUGUUCCGGACUCAACUGCCCCCUAACAAAGCCUCUGCCGUGGAUGAAAAGCAGGAUAAGAAGUCAAAAAAGAAGAAGAAAUCUUCUUCGGAGUCAGUUGUCCAUGAGUUUGCAAAUACUAUCACCCACCCGAAGUUUAUCCGUUCUGCCGCUGAGGAUACAACUACUACGGCAACAUAUGAGGAAGGAAAGGGCUGGGUUGAUGAUACAGGGAAUGUGAAAGAACCGGUCAAUGACAAAAUCAAGGAUUCUCAGUACAGACCUGGGAAGGUAGCGGGAGCUAAAGAAAAGCGAAAGUCCAAGUCGAAGGAAUCGACAAAGAAGGCUAAGCCCGCUCCUAAAGAGAAAUCGGCGGAGGAGUCGGAAGAUUGGACCUCUUCCAGUGGAUCUUCAUCUGAUGACAGUGACUCGGAAAGCGAGAAUGAGUCGGCCGAUACUUCUAACACAUCCGACAAGUCAUCCAGCGACGAGACCAAGGAAGAAAAGAAGCAAUUAGAACCGGCAACUACCAAACCUGCUACCCCAUCAGACGAGGAUGAAUCGUCGGAGACAAGUGAACAACCAUCCUCAAAAAAAGUUCAUCCCCUGGAAGCACUCUACAAACGCUCUGCACCAGUCUCUUCAGAAACCAAACCCACUGAGGAAACCAACGCGUUCAGUUUCUUCGAGAAUAAUGACGAUAUAGAAUCCGAGGAAGAGCGUACCGAACCGGUCGCACCGCAGACACCUUUCGCCAAGGAGGAUAUCCAAGCUCGCGGACUGAGGAGCGCCGCUCCAACCCCAGACACAGGCCUAGUGGGCCGAAGCAUAAAAUGGGAUGAGGAUAACGAUGAGAUGGACUUGGAUGAUGAAUCGUCCAUCGACACGCCGGUUCUUAGGAAGAGCGGUGCAGAAAGGGAAGAGUCGGACUUUGCGAAAUGGUUCUGGGAGAAUCGGGGAGACAACAAUCGGGCCUGGAAGAAACGGCGGCCUCCGGCUUCCUUCUGCAAAUGUACCUGCUUCAGCAAUAGCACCAUCAUCCCCCUCGAUCCCCCGAAUCCCGAAUCCUCCUCUUUCGCGGGCAACCUCGCCCGAGACAUCGCAGACCUGGUGGCAACGGAUAAUGAAAAGCGAGCCAACAGCUAUCAAGCGCUCAGCUGCAACGACUGUAAUCGGAAGUUCUGUUUGGGAUAUGACUUGCCUGUGUGUAAGGGUGCAAAGGAGGAUGAUGUUGUGAGCACGUGUUUUCAAAGGGAUUCGAGAAAGGACGAGGCAAUUGUGUUCAUUUUUAUAUUCGCGACGAGUGGGUUACUCGCGUGGGCUCUUUUUCGGCCGUGGGUUCAGAAGUGGCUUGAGGCUGCUAGGGAAAGACGACAAUAUAUUCCUGUCGCGGAGCCCGGUGAUUGAUAAAUCUAUAUGAACUUAUCUUCCAUGUAUAUAUACACACAGCUUCAGCUAAGAUGCCAGGGGCAUACCUGGCUGAUACGAAAGGCGCGAGAAUUGCUAGAACAAUGAGAAGCAGCCGGUCUGUUUCCGUGUCUGUUGCACUUUACCUAAAUGAGAAUCAUAUUCGUAGUCUGACUCUCGAGCCAAGGACCAGACAUCUUGAACCAGGCCUUCUCUGCAUAUGUUCGGAUAGGAACUCGUGAAGUUCCCUGCAGGGAUCUCUUCUGUAGUACUAUGGAUGGUUUUAAAUAGGAAUAUUUGUGCUUCGUGAAGGGCUGCGUGACUUGAGCAUCAUCAGAAUUGAGCAUCAGCUCAGAUCCUUUAGUAAACCCUCUUGGUGUUUCUCGUCCAUGACCUGCGGGAGAGAAAGGGCUUAUGCUCCAGACAGAUCUUCAGCAUCUCGCUUGGGAAUACAUACCGAUUCUGGC